AUGAUCUUCCACUGGCUGAAGAACCGCAACACAUUGCCGGUCAAAAAGGUUUUUGAGGUUAUGGUGGACGAUUUUGGGGACGAGGAAACACUACCGCACAGCGACAAGGCGAUUGUUGAGUCCCUAAAGGGUCUCCAAGUCGAAAUUUGGGAUUGGGCCCGGUUGGAUAUUCCGACAGGAGUCAUCUAUCAAGCGGCAGGAGACCAUGUGGUAUUAGAAGCCUGGGCAGACAGGAAUGGACUAGCAAGACUCAAAAAUUUGGAGAAGGUUUACCUCGAGACCAACCAGGGCUUAGAGUCUAUGGCGACUAUGAAAGUAUACGUUGAAAAAUUCAAGAAAGACCUGCAGCAGAUGUUCAAGGAAGUCAACAAAGGGAAACUCGUAGAAAUCCACUGCGAGGCAAUCAAACCAGCAAAGAAGAGGGACUCGGGAAUGGCAUCGGCGGCGUCUAAACUCAAAGGAGAGAGCGAACAGGGAUUCGCAGAGCAGGAUUGGCUAAAGUGUAUGGAUCAGUUUGCAGACAUCAUCGAGAUGUUGGAGAAAGAUAAGAAGGAAACGACUCCCAUCAAGGUCGCCCUGAUUGAUGACGGCGUCAAGUCUAGUUAUGCGACACUGGACGAUUCUAUUGAGCGCGGCGACUCUUGGGUGCACCAGCCGAAUCCGAGUUCGAGGAGGUCAAAGAAUGGGUAUUCGCAGAAUUACAACACAUCCGCUCACGGCCAUGGCACCGUCAUGGCCUACUACAUCUGCCGCAUGUGUCCUGGGGUCAGGCUCUACGUGGCAAAGCUCAAUCCAGAGCCCAAGCAUGGUGACAGCUCAGGCCAAGCGACGGUCUCAUUCUCAAUUGAGUCAAUAGUCGAGGCAAUCAAGUGGGCCGUGGCAGAGAAGGUCGAAAUUAUCUCAAUGAGCUGGGCUAUCGACGAGAAGGACUCGGACUAUCAGACAACUCGGAUGGGUGAGCUGCGUAACGCAAUCAAGCUCGCGGCCGACAACAACAUCCUGCUGUUCUGUGCCAAUCCAGACAAGGGCGUUGGAUUUCCUGACAACAAGUCUUACCCGAAGCAGCUGGACACCAGUCGGGUUUUCUGCAUCGGUGCGGCGACCCAAGACGGCAUUCGCUGGGACAAGAUCGACGGGGGCGAUGCAUCCUGCGACUACUUCUUGCCCGGCGUCGAGCUCGGCUUUCCGGUAGAGAGUAGCGGCGCGCGCCGUGUAGACGAGCCACCCACGGUGUGGGAAACGUACAAUGGCAGUUCACUAUCGUGCGCGUUGGCGGCCGGGCUGGCGGCCAUGAUCCUCCACUGCGCCCAGGUCAGCGGUAAGACUGCCACGGAUGCUGAGUACACCUGGCUGAAGAGCCACCGCGGGAUGUGCAGCGCCUUCAACAGCAUUCACGUCACCCCCAACAAGUGGUUGCCGGUGCGGAGAGUUUUCGGCCAUUCCUCCCUGUCGAAUACGAACACGGACGCCUUAAUGAAGGCCCUGCGAGAAGAGGUAGUUGCCAGAUUCUUUAAAGAUGUGCCGCCUCAACGAAUAGGACGGGAACAAGCGCCAUGGAAGCUGAAGACGCGGACGACUUUGCGGGUGGAUGAGCCUUAG
Molecule: messenger RNA, 1599 nt
Organism: Trichoderma atroviride IMI 206040
Lineage: Eukaryota; Fungi; Ascomycota; Sordariomycetes; Hypocreales; Hypocreaceae
Source: RefSeq, a predicted model, not a curated record